Paramisgurnus dabryanus is the source of this 5067-nucleotide messenger RNA. NCBI's taxonomy places the organism in Eukaryota, Metazoa, Chordata, Actinopteri, Cypriniformes, Cobitidae. The record is from RefSeq and is a predicted model, not a curated record.
UGGUUGUGUAGCAUCUCUACAUCUCUACAGGCAGCUGUGAGGAGCUUUCAGUCUUGAGUUGAAGAGCUGAAGAAGAUGAAGAGCUGUCUAACAUUCAUUCUUCUGUCCUCUAUAUUCACACUCUCUACAGCUGACAGAAUGAGGCUGGUGGGUGGCAGUAAUUCUUGUGCUGGUAGGAUAGAGAUGUUUUAUAAAGCAGAAUGGGCAACCAUGUGUUUUGAUUAUUGGGAUUUAACAGCCACAUCACUGUUGUGUAUGCAGUUAGGCUGUGACAGUAAUCCAGAAACAAUACGUGGUGCUCACUUUGGACCGGGAUCAGGAACAAUUUGGAAGGUUAACCUUGACUGUAGUGGAUCAGAAUUCACAGUAAUGACAUGCAAUAGAAUGGCAAUUUAUGAUCCUAAUUGUAAUCACAAUGAAGAUAUUGGAGUUAUCUGCAGAGGACUUAGACUGGUUGGAGGUUCUCGCUGUUCUGGAAGAUUAGAGAUACCUCGAGAAAACACCUGGAUGUCAGUGUGUGAUGCUGUGUUUGAUGAUCAGGAUGCAGAGGUUGUGUGUAGAGAGAUGGGCUGUGGACCUCCUGUACAGCUGCUGGGUGCAGAUACUUUUGGUAAAGGAGAGGGGCAGGUGUGGACACAAGAGAUUCAAUGUAGAGGAGAUGAAUAUCAGUUUGAUCUUUGUCCAACAUCACCUUCACACAUCAACUGUUCCCAUGAAAAUGAUGUUGGCAUUGUAUGUGUCGACACACUGAGAUUAGUUGGUGGUAGCAGUCAUUGUUCGGGUAGAGUUGAGGUUCUUCAUGAAGGUCAAUGGGGAACAGUGAGUGAUGAUGGUUGGGAUCUGAGAGAUGCUGCAGUGGUGUGUAGAGAGCUGGACUGUGGAGAGGCUGUAGAUGCACCAACGCAAGCUCAUUUUGGAGAAGGGAAAGGGCCAAUCUGGAUUAAUAAUGUACAGUGCACUGGACAAGAGUCUGACCUGAGACACUGCAGAAAAAAUAGAUGGUGGAAACAGGAGGGUAAACAUGCUAAUGAUGCUGGAGUCGUCUGCUCGGCAAUCAGGCUGGUUGGAGGUUCUCGCUGUUCUGGGAGAGUUGAGAUGCAUCGAGGAAACACAUGGGUUUCAGUGUGUGAUGCUGCCUUUGACCAAAAAGAUGCAGAGGUUGUGUGUAGAGAGCUGAACUGUGGGGUUCCUGUACAGCUGCUGGGUGCAGAUACUUUUGGUAAAGGAGAGGGGCAGGUGUGGACACAAGAGAUUCAAUGUAGAGGAGAUGAAUCUCACAUUCGAUCAUGUUCAUAUACUUCACGUAAAGUAACCUGCACUCAUGACAAUGAUGUGGGACUCAUAUGUUCUGGUUACUCUGACCUCAGACUGGUGAACGGCUCUGAUAUCUGCUCUGGUCGAGUUGAGCGUUGGUAUUUCAGUAAAUGGGGCUCAGUGUGUGAUGAGUCCAUGAAUAUUGGAGCUGCCAAUGUUCUCUGUAGAGAGCUGAAUUGUGGGAUUGCUGUGUCUGUUGUGGGAGUGGACUGGUUUGGAGAGGGAUCUGGUGAAAUCUGGGCUGAUGUGUUUGAUUGUCAGGGGAGUGAAACAAAACUCUCAGAUUGUUCAAUCUCUUCAUGGAGUCGAGCUGAAUCCUCUCAUAAACAAGAUGUUGGAGUCAUUUGUUCUAAUUCCUCUCUGUCUCUUCAUGAUGGUCGAGUGAGGUUGUCUGGAGAGAGAGAGUGUGAGGGUGAGGUGGAAGUUUACAUUCAUCAGGUUUGGAGGAGAGUUCUGCUGGACUCCUGGAGUCUCACUGAAUCCUCUGUGGUCUGCAGACAGCUGGGCUGUGGCUCUGUGCUGAACUUCACUAACUCCUCUUCAUCCAGUGAUGAACACAGUUAUGAGUGUGUGAUGGGCUUCCAGUGCUCUGGGACUGAAGAUCAUCUGAGGAACUGCAGCUCUCCACAAACUCUCAACUGCAGCGCAACACAAAAACUAUCAAUCACCUGCCUUGGUCAGAAUUAUAAUAUCUGUCAGAAGUCCAUCAGGUUGGUGGGUUCUGGUGGAGAUUGUGCAGGAAGGCUGGAGGUUUUUCACAAAGGCUCAUGGGGUACAGUGUGUGAUGACUCCUGGGAUAUUAAAGAUGCUCAUGUGGUGUGCAGACAGCUGCAGUGUGGAGUGGCUCUCAGUAAUCAGCCAGUACCAGCCUGGUUUGGUCCUGGUUCUGGACCCAUAUGGCUGGAUGAUGUGAACUGUGAGGGGAAUGAGACAUCACUGUGGAGCUGCUCAUCACGGGUCUGGGGAAAUCAUGGCUGUAAACAUAAGGAGGAUGUAGGAGUUGUGUGCUCAGAGUUUAAAGAGCUCAGGUUAACUGAAGGCUGUGAAGGGAAUGUGGAGGUUUUCUACAAUGGAUCCUGGGGUAAUGUUUGCUACAAUCAGAUGAACAGAGACACAGCGAGUCUGAUCUGUCAAGAGCUGAACUGUGGAAGAUCUGCCAGUGAAUUCAGUUCUUCAGAUGGACUGAGGUCUCAGAAUUGGUUGGAUUACUUUAAAUGUCGAUCAGAUGACUCCACUAUAUGGCAGUGUCCAUCUUCACCUUGGGGACAGAAUGACUGUGGUCCAAAUAAGGUUGUUAAAAUCACCUGUUCAGUUUCCAAGGAAAAGACCCCUCAGACUCAUCUGUCAUGCUCUACCUCACCAUCUCCAUACCAGAGACAAUGUUCAAAUCAUCUUCCUCUCAGACUGAGAGGAGGGAAGGGUUUGUGUUCGGGGAGACUGGAGGUUUAUCAUAACUCUGUGUGGGGUUCAGUCUGUGAUGAUCUGUGGGACAUCAGAGAUGCUCAGGUGGUCUGCAGGCAGCUGGGUUGUGGAGCAGCAUUGAGUGUUGAUGGGAAUGAAGCGUUUGGUGCUGGUGAAGGUGUUGUGUGGAUGAACAGAGUCGAGUGCAGAGGGACUGAGAUUCACCUGUGGGACUGUCCUCAUGUCCUGAAAAAACACACUGACUGCUCACACAAAGAACAAGUUAGACUCAUCUGUGCAAAGGGAGUUCAGGAGGAAUAUGAUGACAUAAGAAUGCCAGUGAAUAAAGAUGUGUUAGUAAUGGACAAUAUUGCUGACUUAAGUGUGAGGUUGGUAAGUGAUAGCAGUCCUUGUUCUGGUAGAGUUGAGGUUCUUCAUGAUGGUCAGUGGGGAACAGUGUGUGGUGACCGCUGGGAUCUGACAGAUGCUUCAGUGGUGUGUAGAGAGCUGGGCUGUGGUGAGGCUGUAGAUGCACCAAAGUAUGGUCACUUUGGACAAGGAUCAGGACAGAUCUGGCUAGAUGAAGUGGACUGUAGUGGAUCAGAGUCCUCACUAAAGAAAUGUAAAUCAAAUGGGUGGGGUGAUCAUGACUGUCAGCAUAAUCACGAUGCUGGAGUCAUCUGCUCAGGCGAUAAACGCUACAGUGGGUCAAGUCUUCUUGCUGGUUCUCAUUUGUGCUCUGGGAGAGUGGAGAUGUAUUUUGGAGGAAGAUGGGGCACAGUGUGUGAUGCUGUGUUUGAUGAUCAGGAUGCAGAGGUUGUGUGUAGAGAGAUGAACUGUGGGGUUCCUGUACAGCUGCUGGGUGAAGAUACUUUUGGUAAAGGAGAGAAGCAGGUGUGGACACAAGAGAUUCAAUGUAGAGGAGUUGAAUCUCAAAUAAACUUCUGUCCAGAACAAUCUUCAUACAAGAACAACUGUUCACAUGACAAUGAUGUGGGACUGAUUUGCUCUGGUUACACAGCACUCAGACUGGUGAACGGCUCUGAUAUCUGCUCCGGUCGAGUUGAGCGUCAGUAUUUCAGUAAAUGGGGUUCAGUGUGUGAUGAGUGCAUGAAUAUGAGAGCUGCCAAUGUUCUCUGUAGAGAGCUGAAUUGUGGGAUUGCUGUGUCUGUUGUGGGAGUGGACUGGUUUGGAGAGGGAUCUGGUGAAAUCUGGGCUGAUGUGUUUGAUUGUCAGGGGAAUGAAACAAAACUCUCAGAAUGUUCAAUCUCUUCAUGGAGUCGAGCUGAAUCCUCUCAUAAACAAGAUGUUGGAGUCAUUUGUUCUAAUUCCUCUCUGUCUCUUCAUGAUGGUCGAGUGAGGUUGUCUGGAGAGAGAGAGUGUGAGGGUGAGGUGGAAGUUUACAUUCAUCAGGUUUGGAGGAGAGUUCUGCUGGACUCCUGGAGUCUCACUGAAUCCUCUGUGGUCUGCAGACAGCUGGGCUGUGGCUCUGUGCUGAACUUCACUAACUCCUCUUCAUCCAGUGAUGAACACAGUUAUGAGUGUGUGAUGGGCUUCCAGUGCUCUGGGACUGAAGAUCAUCUGAGGAACUGCAGCUCUCCACAAAAGCUCAACUGCAGCGCAACACAACAGCUGUCAAUCACCUGCCUUGGUCAGAAGUCGAUCAGGUUGGUGGGUUCUGGUGGAGAUUGUGCAGGAAGGCUGGAGGUUUUUCACAAAGGCUCAUGGGGUACAGUGUGUGAUGACUCCUGGGAUAUUAAAGAUGCUCAUGUGGUGUGCAGACAGCUGCAGUGUGGAGUGGCUCUCAGUAAUCAGCCAGUACCAGCCUGGUUUGGUCCUGGUUCUGGACCCAUAUGGCUAGAUGAUGUGAACUGUGAGGGGAAUGAGACGUCACUGUGGAGCUGCUCUUCACGGGUCUGGGGAGAUCAUGACUGUAAACACAAGGAGGAUGUAGGAGUCGUGUGCUCAGAGUUUAAAGAGCUCAGGUUAACUGAAGGCUGUGAAGGGAAUGUGGAGGUUUUCUACAAUGGAUCCUGGGGUAAUGUUUGCUGGAAUCAGAUGGACAGAGACACAGCGAGUCUGAUCUGUCAAGAGCUUAACUGUGGAAGAUCUGCCAGUGAACCCAAUUAUUCAAAAGGACUGAAGCCUCAUAAUUGGUUAGAUUACUUUAAAUGUCGAUCAGAUGACUUCACUUUAUGGCAGUGUCCAUCUUCAUCCUGGGCACCAAAUCACUGUAAUGAAGAUGAAGUGGCCAAUAUUAUCUGCUCUGAUAAGGUGAUUCAUGAAGUUCCUCGGAGUCGUCUGACAUGUUCUGCAUCACCAUCUCCUCAUCAGAGACAAUGUUCAAACUGA